Molecule: messenger RNA, 3080 nt
Organism: Oncorhynchus tshawytscha (Chinook salmon)
Lineage: Eukaryota; Metazoa; Chordata; Actinopteri; Salmoniformes; Salmonidae
Product: zinc finger protein 384
Exons: 12
Coding region: 375-2108 (577 amino acids)
Biological process (GO): regulation of transcription by RNA polymerase II
Cellular component (GO): nucleus
Molecular function (GO): DNA-binding transcription factor activity, RNA polymerase II-specific; RNA polymerase II cis-regulatory region sequence-specific DNA binding
Source: RefSeq, a predicted model, not a curated record
UUGGCGCCGACGUUUUUUUUCUGUGUUUUUUUUAUUCGUGAGGUUUUUUUUGUUUUUUUAUUUUCUCAGUGUGAUGAACAGGGAGAGGGAUGGAGGCUUAAGGGGUUGUGGCAUUGUUGUUUUCAAGCGGGAGUUUAUUUGUUUAUUGUCGACUUUAAAAAUAGGCCGCAUAGUAGCAAGCUAGCUAACAAAAGCUGAAAUUAAUGGAGGCAAGUUAGCUAGCCAGCUAACAUCAAGGAGCUAGCUAGCUUCUACGUUAACUAACUAGCUCAGAUUUCACUCCUCUGUUGUUGCUAGAUAAUUAACUCGCUAGAUAACAUCAAUAGCAGUCUAUCAAGCUUGCUACCAGACAUUUAGCUGAAAGAAAGGAAAUAAUGGAAGAUUCCCAUUUCAACUCAUCAUACUUUUGGUCUCCCGUUCCUACAGUACAAGGACAGAUUGAAAACGCCAUGUUCCUGAACAAGAUGAAGGAGCAGUUGAGUCCAGACAAUAAGGGUUCUCCAUCGUUCCCUCACUCCUCGCACUAUCCCACCGCCGUGCUCACCAUGGACGCUGGAGGCCGGGUGGUGCCCAAACAGGAAGGUGGAGGCGUCCAAUUGAACGCCAUAGGUGGGCAUCUGCACCAGCCGCACACCUCACAGAAUAUCACGGUGGUGCCCGUCCAGUCCGCGGGCAUCAUGACGGCAGCGGGGCUAGUGAUAACCACUCCCCAAGGCACCCUGGUCUCUCAACCCACCUCCACACAAUCUUUUGUGUCUGGACCCCCUGCCACCACCAUGAUAGUGUCCUCACUGCACCCCACAAACACAGAGAGCAGCCAGCACUCCUCUCUCUACUUCUACAGCCACAGCAAGAAAGAGGAUUUGGUCAUCCCUCCUGCUGUCAUGCCAACGCCCGGGAAGCGGGGCAGGAAGAAGAAGUCAAUGAUGCCGAGGGCGGGCGCCACCCUCCCCCCAGGAAGUGAUGCGUUGAUUCUGGCACACCUGGCUGCUGGGGGACAGCACCACACUGCCGACCAUUAUGACUUAUCAAAUGAUGAGGAUGAGCAUGGGAACAAAGAUGGGACCAAAUCAUACAGGUGCCGGAUGUGUGCAGUGACGUUCUUCAGCAAGUCGGACAUGCAGAUCCACGCCAAGUCUCACACGGAGGCCAAGCCGCACAAGUGCCCCCACUGCUCCAAGUCGUUCGCCAACUCCAGCUACCUGUCCCAGCACAUCCGCAUCCACAGCGGGGCCAAGCCCUACACCUGCUCCUACUGCCAGAAAACAUUCAGGCAGCUCAGUCACUUACAGCAGCACACACGAAACCACACUGAGGGCAAACCGCACAAGUGUCCCCACUGCUCCAAAUCGUUCUCCAACUCCAGCUACCUUGCCCAGCACAUCCGCAUCCACAGCGGGUCCAAGCCCUACACCUGCUCCUUCUGCCAGAAAACAUUCAGGCAGCUCAGUCACUUACAGCAGCACCACAGGAUCCACACGGGGGAUCGACCUUACAAGUGUAUCCAUCCUGGCUGUGAGAAAGCAUUCACUCAGCUGUCCAACUUACAGUCUCACCGCCGGCAGCACAACAAAGACAAGCCGUAUAAGUGCCAUAACUGUAACCGCGGUUACACAGAUGCGGCCAGUCUGGAGGUGCACCUGACCACUCACACGGUCAAACACGCCAAGCUUUACUCCUGUGGCCUGUGCAACCGCGCCUACACCUCGGAGACCUACCUGAUGAAACACAUGCGGAAGCACAACCCUGACCCCCUCACGGUGGCGGCAGCCAUCGCCGCCCAGCAGGCUCAGGGCCACACCCCCGGAGGAGGGGGCAGGGGGAGGGGCCGUGGGAGAGGAGGAGGCGGGGCAAAUGCAGUGGGUGGUCCUGGAGGGGCGGGCCAGAACCCGGGGCAGAACCAGUCCCAGAACCCCAACAACCCCCAACAGGGCAGCUACCCACAGACGGAGGGCGUGCCAUGCUCCUUCGACCUGCACCAGUACAAGACGGUGUCGGCCGGCGAGAUCCAGUACAAGCCAGUCAGCGUGGCUGAUCUAUCGGCCCAUAAGGACCUCUGCUUGACUGUGUCCACCUCAGCCAUCCAGGUGGAGCACAUGAACUCAUAGAGCAGGAGGAUGGACAGAGCAGAAGAUAGACAGAAUGGAGAGGGAGGGAGGGAGUUGGAGGCUGGUGUCACUUUAAAUGGGAGGAUAGGCUCAUUGUAAUGGCUGGAAUGGAAUAAACGGAACUGUGUCAAACACAAUCAAUGUGUUUGAUUCCAGCUAUUUCAAUGAGGCCGUUCUCCGAUUUCUCCUCCCACCAGCCUACACUGACAGGGAGAAAGGACUAAGUAAAAGCGACACUGCCUUGUGGUUGGCGAAGGAAUGGAUGGAAGAAUGAGGUUUGGCGAUGCAAGACCCAAUCAGAGAAGGAAAGGAGGGCGUGAAGAGGAAACCUGAGAUGAAGAGGAAGUAUGGGAUAUAUAGUCCAGUAUUGAAUGAAGAGAUGAUCUAUGAAUGGUUCAAAGAAGGCACUUAAAGGAGAAGACAUCGAAAAGAGAUGGGAGGGGGGCUGAUACAAAGAAGGCACUUGAUCAAUCUUGUAUUUUUACCCUCAUGGUUUCUCAUUGUUUCAUUUAUUAGUUGUAUGUAUAUUAUCAUAUGUAUGUAUUUUUCUACCAACAUUGGAAUGUGUUAACGAACGACGUGGGAAAGUAAAAAGAUUGUGCAAGGAAAGUGAGUGAGAAGAAACAUCAAGUAACAGAGCAGAUUUUGUAUUUAAGAAUGACCAUUUUCUAUAUUCCCAACUCAUUCUUGCAAAGCAAGGGGUAUGGGGUAGAAAGGCGGAUUGUGUUGAAACAAUGAGGUACUUUUAACAGUUUAUUUUUUAUUUUUAACCUUUCAUACAGAGUAUUAGUACCUUCGUUAUUCUUAUUGUACGCAACUAUCAAUGUUAUCCUCAUUAUUAUCCAUUGGAAGAUACUGUUAUCUAUGUAGAUAUGCAGUACCACUCAAAAGUUUGGACACGCCUACUCAUUCCAGGGUUUUUCUUUAUUUUUACUAUUUUCUAUAUUGUAGAAUAAUAGUGAAGACAUCAAA